Messenger RNA from Neohortaea acidophila, 1221 nucleotides. RefSeq names its product DHHC palmitoyltransferase-domain-containing protein. NCBI's taxonomy places the organism in Eukaryota, Fungi, Ascomycota, Dothideomycetes, Mycosphaerellales, Teratosphaeriaceae. Gene Ontology annotation, cellular component: endoplasmic reticulum; Golgi apparatus. Gene Ontology annotation, biological process: protein targeting to membrane; peptidyl-L-cysteine S-palmitoylation. The record is from RefSeq and is a predicted model, not a curated record. Gene Ontology annotation, molecular function: protein-cysteine S-palmitoyltransferase activity. The coding region runs from base 1 to 1221 and encodes 406 amino acids. The transcript is spliced from 2 exons.
AUGGGUGUCAUCCGCAACAUCGUCAUUGCGGUGUCUGCCAUCUCCUUUCUGACCUUUGUCGCCCUAUUUGGCCAGCUGCCUGCAUUGCGGAAGACGCCAAUCGGGUGGUUGCAUUGGCUCCUCCGCUACGGCAUCCCAAACUUCCUCGCCGGUAUUGAUCAACACGUCACAGGCGGCAAGAUUGCACGGGUUGGAGUCCGAUUGGGGAAUUAUCUGUUCUUCAAGAAGAAUCCCGUGGUUCUGAUCAUCUUUCUAGCCUUGCUCACUGGAAGUGCCGGUUUGCUCCUCUGGCAUGGCAUCGCACUCCUACCAACCAAGCUUGUCAUACCUAUCCCGAUCCUUCUGGUCCAGCCAUACCUCUUCACCUGGCUCUGCGCUUCCCACAAAGGUCACCACAUCAUCUCCGCUACGCAUCGACAGCGCUUACACGACUACCCUUACGAUCAUGUCCUCUUCAACCCUGGAAACAUCUGCAUUACCUGUCACCUGUACAAGCCGGCGAGAUCGAAGCACUGCAGUCUCUGUGGGGUCUGCAUUGCCAUGUGCGACCAUCACUGCCCAUGGGUGAACAACUGCGUGGGUCGCGGCAACUAUCGCUAUUUUCUCGCCGUCCUACUCAGUCUGGGCCUCGUCGAAGUGUACGGCGCGUAUCUCAGCUGGUACAUUCUACGACCGCAGGUGCAGAUCGACCCCACAAACCCCUUCUUCUCGCGAGCAUAUGCCAACAAUCUCAUCGAUGCGGCGGUCGUGGCCGUUAAUAUCGGUGGUCUUUCCAUUGCCGGCGUUGGAAUGCUUGCUGCUGCAACGGGGGCACUGCCUUUUGGCCUCCUUGCAUACCACUGCUACCUCAUCUGGGCAGGGCUCACCACGAAUGAGUCGUCGAAAUGGGCCGACUGGCGGGAGGACAUGAGAGACGGACUGGUCUUCAAAGGCAGCCGUCAGGCUUUGCAAAUGCAUCAUCACCCCCACGAUAACGAGGAGAAUAGGUGGGGAUACGCGAAUGGCAACAGCGACUUUGCAUCAGUCGCCAAUACGACUCAACACGAGCCUCACGUUCCGUGGCCGAUACACAGUGAUCAAGCCAUUUUUCUAAGUCGAGAUGGUCGGCCUCCUGCUGGCGAAGAAGCCCUCUGGACACAGGUCUGGGAUCUCAAGGACGUAGACAAUCUCUACGAUCUCGGGGGUUGGCGGAAUUUCACGGAUGUCCUCCAAGGGAAAUGA